GAUCAAGCCAUAAACAACAGCAGCAGCUGCGUCUUCUCUGCUCCUGGAGUCAUGUCUCUCGCACACACGGCGGCCGAGUUCAUGCUCUCUGAUGCUUUGCUCCCGGAACCCAGCGGCUCCCGAGCCAAAGGCCUUCGCCUGGAGUUACCGAGCGACCGCGUUGUGAAGUUUGUCGCGGUGGGCCUGCCUCUGUUCCUGGUGUCCCUGGCGUUCGCGCGGGAGUUUUCCACGGGGACCCAGAUCAGCUGUUUCUCGCCCGCCAACUUCACAGGGAAGCAGUCUGCAUACGUUGAUACGUCUUGCUGGGAUUCCUUGAUCCACUAUGAAUUUGAUGCUGCUGGAAACACUACAGCCAAAUCCCUCUGGACUCUCAAGGCCUUCCCCUACUCCCUGCUGCUCAUCGCGGUGGCCAUGUACCUGCCCUCCCUGCUGUGGCGAUACACAGCUGCGCCCGCGCUGAACAGCGACCUGCUCUUCAUCAUCGACGAGCUGGACAAGUCCUACAACCGCUCCAUCCGCCUGGUGCAGCACAUGGUGAAGGUCCGCCAGGCCAGCACGGAUGCCCGGCUCUUCUGGGAGGAGUUUGAGAAGGCUCGCAGGGAGCGGUACUUUGAGUUCCCGCUGCUGGAGCGGUACCUGGCCUGCAAGCAGCGCUCGCACUCCCUGGUGGGCGCCUACCUUCUGCGGAACCUGCUGCUGCUGCUCCUCAUCACUGCUACCUGUCUCUACCUGGGAUUCCUCCACCUCCGCGUCUUUUUCCAAGAUGAAUUCAGCUGCUCCAUCAAGACAGGGCUCCUGCGAGAUGAGCCCCAGGUUCCCGAUGUGAUUCCCUGCAAGCUGGUCUUCUUCUCUGUCUUCCAGCUGAUCAGCAUCUCCAACGGGGGUGUCUAUGUCCUCCUGGCACCUGUGGUCAUCUACAACAUGCUGCAGCUCCUCCAGUGGGACAAGCGCCUCCUGUCCAUCUACGAGAUGCUGCCUGCCUUCGACCUCCUCAGCAGGAAGAUGCUGACCUGCCCCUUGAACGACCUGAACAUCAUCCUCCUGUUCCUGCAGGCCAAUAUCUCGGAGCUCAAGUCUUUCAGCAGGCUGAACGCGGUGUGCGCGCUGAGGGAGGUCACCUCCAGCCCACAGCACAUCGACACCGUGGUGGAUUUCAUGACCCUCCUCGCCGGCCUGGAGACGUCCAAACCGAAACACUCGGCUUGCGCUGCAGGGGCUGAAGGAAACCCUCCUCCUCCAAGCAGCGAGAUCCUGGAAAUGGAACCCACAGAAGCUAAAAGAAAUGCUGGCCCUAAGCCCAGCCUGCCUGGCUCUGCCUGAGUGGAGGACCCUGACAGAUUGCUGAGCAGGGAUGGGAAGAUCACAGCUCCCCUGCAGAGCCAUGACAAGAUGUUAGAGGACGACUAAGAAAUAUAACAGUCAAAUCCAUGGGAUGAAUUCAGGCCACUGGCCUACACCCAGCUACUGCUCCUGGAUCGGCUCUGCGCUCAUCCCACCCAUGUAAUCAUGGCUGAAACUGUUCAUGACUCUAGUUAUUUGUCAGAUCCAUUGAUCAACACCCAUGAAACUGUUUUUUAUCUGGACCAGUGUAAUCCUCACCCUGCCAUUCUCUUGGGUCCAGCCGCUCCAGUGUAGCCAUUCUGGUUUUAUAGCAAUUAUACCCCAGUGUAACGAUGGAUGCCAGAGGAGAUGCUCCUGAUUUGAUCUAGCAUAAAUGAUCUCAGUGGAGUUACUUUUCCCCCAGGAAGUGAGAGUACCAGUGGGCCCAGGAAGGCAUAUUCAAAAUGAAGCAGAGGAA
Messenger RNA from Mauremys reevesii (Reeves's turtle), 1798 nucleotides. RefSeq names its product pannexin 3 (gene PANX3). The transcript is spliced from 5 exons. Lineage: Eukaryota; Metazoa; Chordata; Testudines; Geoemydidae. Gene Ontology annotation, biological process: positive regulation of interleukin-1 production; monoatomic cation transport. The coding region runs from base 52 to 1320 and encodes 422 amino acids. The record is from RefSeq and is a predicted model, not a curated record. Gene Ontology annotation, molecular function: channel activity.